AUGUCAUUCUUCUCUGCUACCCGUCAAGUCACUGGAGUCCUCUCCAAGCCUCAAUUCCUCUCUAUCGCACGAUCGUCGGGUCCCCACCGCCUCUACUCAACCCCGAGACCGCCCAACAACGCCCCUCACACUCAGCGUUCCCAAUUCAAGAUCCUCCCCAUCAUCGCCAUCCUCGCUCUCGGUUCCGGCUCCUACGUUCUGCUUGUUAAGUCUCGCACCGGCCAGAACACUCGUCCUAAUUAA
Molecule: messenger RNA, 243 nt
Organism: Penicillium malachiteum
Lineage: Eukaryota; Fungi; Ascomycota; Eurotiomycetes; Eurotiales; Aspergillaceae
Exons: 1
Coding region: 1-243 (80 amino acids)
Source: RefSeq, a predicted model, not a curated record